ACCUGUUUGCGUUGGUCAUGGUAGGAUCGCACUGAGGAGUAAAUACGCUCUGUCUUCACACUUUGGUCAACUUGAAAAGGAAUGUGGGCAUGUAUUAUCCAGAGGUGUCUAUCCAUUGGCUUGUCAGAAAUGCAUCAUGCAUGACCGCGACUAGAGAUACUUUGUGAGGGCACUUGCCUUAGUUAACCUGUGCUAUCCAGGCCCUGUUAGUGGGACACUUCUCUCUCAAUCAGUGGAGUAGAUUCAAUUUUUGCCUGCUUGCCUAGCUGAAUCUCCAAAGCAGCACUAUUACGGAGACGAGUGUUGGACCAGGGACACCCAAACACAGCUAACCUUAGGCCAUUGUUACGGAGAACUUUGGUGUUUGUUAAUUUACCUCUUUGUCUUGGAUUAUCUUCUGGACAACCAGUUGUCACAGUCUUGUGGAACUCUUCAGACUCUGUCCAGGUCUCCAUUCUGCAAUGGCCGACGUUGCCACCAAUGGUGUUGAAGACCAGGGACACGAGCUAACCAUGGAGGAUCCUUUGGAAGAUGUACAAGCAGUGACUAACUAUCAGGAGCCGGCCAAACAUGCAGUGAAUUCCUCAGAUUUAAUUCAGGGUUAUAAUGGGUUUGAUAAGCCUGUCAAUGGGGGCAGAUACAGCGAUGAUUUGCUAAGUUUAAAUUCACAGCCUCGAGAGCCUGAAGUACUCUCCCCUGAGCAGGCUGAUCCUUACUCUGACCACAUUGCAACAGAUCCAGAAAUACAAGACCUGGACCCUGUAAAACCUGAAACUGGUAAAGCUGAAGCUGAAACUGAUGAACAAGCUGGUCCAGGAGAAGGUAUUCUGAUUGAUUUUGGGGGAGCUGCGGGAAAUCGUGAGGCAGAAGCCUCUGAGCCAUCAAACAACCCGUUCUUGAUGGAGGAGCCAGCUUCGGGGGAUGCCCCCUCUUCAGAGGAAGCUGAUCCAGCUCUGCCAGCUCAGUUUGGAGGAGGGGACAUCAUGCAGGCCAGCUUCUUUGGAGAUUCAUCAGAGCUUGCUAGUCUCAACCCUUUUGAUGCAGGGAAUGAUCAAGGUAAUGCUGAUUUAUCGCCAGCAGCAGAUACAGACCAGUUUGAGGCUGAACAAAAAGACGAAAAUGUGGAAGUAUGUCCCGCUGCUGACAUCAAUCCAUUUGAAUCUGAGCACAGCCAGGAAUGUGUGGAAGUGUUACCAAGUGAGGACACAAACCCUUUUGCUACAUCUACUGAGUUGACAGAGCAAGUGGAAAUGAACGAAGUUCAGCCAGAUGAAGAGAAUAGAAAUCCAUUUGAAUUGAAUAAACCAAGUGAACAGAAUGGCAGUCCAGAACACCAUUCUGACGGAUCUGUAGAGCCUGGUGAACCUAGUGAUGAAAAAAUUGAAAAUGACUACAUGACUGAAGAAGAUAACACAACUGUGGGAUCAUCAGUUGAUUUGCCCAUUGUAGACAAUGUUCCUAUUGAUAGCAUAAUGCCUGAGGCAGAAGACAAUGACGAGAAGAUAGAGUCCGCUGAGAAGAUAGAGUCCGUAGAUCAGCCUGGUAUUCAUGAUGAGGAGGUAGGUGCUCCAGUAUGUUCAGAACCAGAGCCAAAGGUUGACCAUGCUACAGAGAUCAUAGCUCCUGUGGUGGCAGAUUCAGAAACCAAGGAAGAGGCCUCACAACAGCCGGAAGACGCCAAAACUCCUGCUUUAAAGGCCCCAGGCAGUCCAGCUAAGAAGCCAGAAGCCACUAAAAUAGCUAGCUUAAGUCCAAGGUCUCCUGGAAAGGAUGCAAAAGCUAAGCCAUCACCAGCUGCUGCUGGUGCUAAACACCUAAAGAAGACCGCUCUUCUUCAGAAGUCAAGUUCUGUCCCAAGUAGGACACCAGCGCCACAGAGGCCGCCCCUGACUAGAUCUGCUCAAACCUCAGGACAGGUGACUCCCAGAAAGUCCGCAGAGAUGAGGCCUACUCAGAGCACCAGGAAGGGCACCGCCGAGCUUCGUAGGAGUGCCAGUAGCACCACUGCAACCACUGCUUCUAGCCGGGCAAAGUCCAGUCCUUCGUCGCGAACCUCAGAGGCAUCAUCUAGUUCUGGUGCAUCAGGAACAACAAGAAAGAGUGCAGACCUUAAGAAGAGGGGCAGCACGGGAUCAGCAGAAACUCCAUCUCCUCGCCCAGGGGGAAAGGGUCCUAUCAAGUCUAGGGUGGGGUCAUUGGAUAAUGCCACCCAUACUCCAGGAGGAGGAAAUGUGAAAGUUUUUAAUCAGAAGACAGAUGUUAAGGCCUCCAGUAAGAUUGGAUCCAAGGACAACAUGAAUCACAAACCAGGAGGAGGUACGGUUAAAAUUGAAAGUAAACGACAGAGCUAUGAUGGAACAAAGUCAAGGAUAGGCUCUUUGGAUAAUGCCAAACAUUCACCCGGUGGAGGAGACAAGAAGAUCCAGAGUGCAAAACUCGAGUGGAAGGCUGCAUCAAGAAUUGGGUCAUUAGAUAAUGCUAGUCACAAACCAGGGGGUGGAGAGAAGAAGAUCGAUACCCAAAAGUUGGAUUGGCAGACAGGCUCUAGGGUUGGCUCUCUAGAUAAUGCCAAACAUAAGCCUGGGGGUGGCACCAAUAAGAUUGAAUCUCAAAAGUUAAAAUGGAAUGUGGAAUCUCGGAUUGGCUCAUUGGCUAAUGCUAAUCACAGUCCAGGAGGCGGUAAUGUUAAAAUUGAAUCCAAAAAGCUUGAUUUUAAAGGAAAGGCUCAGUCCAAGAUUGGUUCUAAAGAUUAUAUUAGCCAUAAGCCAGGAGGAGGAGACAAGAAGAUUUAUGAUGCAAAACCAAAAUGGAAGGCAGAGUCAAAAUGUGGAUCAUUGGACAACGCCCAGCAUAAAGCGGGUGGCGGGGAGAAGAAGAUUGAAACCCAGAAACUGAACUUCAAGUCAAAGGCUCAGUCAAAAGUUGGGUCAAAGGACAAUGCCACUCACAAGCCAGGAGGCGGAGACAAGAAGAUUGAAUCCCAAAAACUGAACUGGAAAGCGGAAUCAAAAUGUGGAUCCUUGGAUAACGCUAAACACAAGGCUGGCGGAGGAGACGUGAAGAUUCAUGAUGAGAAGAUGAAGUGGAAGGCAGAGUCCAAGUGUGGCUCUCUGGACAAUGCCAGUCACAAGGCUGGUGGAGGCGAUGUCAAGAUCCAUGAUCAAAAACUGAAGUGGACAAAAGAAUCAAAGUGUGGGUCACUGGAUAAUGCUGACCACAAGGCCGGGGGAGGGGAUAAAAAGAUUCAUGACCAAAAACUAAACUGGAAAGUGGAGUCUAAAUGUGGAUCAUUGGAUAAUGCUAAUCAUAAAGCAGGUGGUGGAGACAAAAAGAUUCACAGUCAGAAACUGACGUGGACAAAGGAGUCCAAGUGUGGGUCACUGGACAAUGCUGACCACAAGGCUGGGGGUGGGGACAAAAAGAUUCAUGACGAAAAACCCAAGUGGAAGGCAGAAUCCAAAUGUGGUUCUCUAGAUAAUGCUGAUCAUAAAGCUGGGGGUGGAGAUGUCAAGAUUCACGAUGAGAGACUCAAGUGGACAAAGGAGUCCAAGUGUGGGUCACUGGACAAUGCUGACCACAAGGCUGGGGGAGGGGACAAAAAGAUCUACAACGAAAAGGUGAAUUGGAAGGCUGACCCAAAAAUUGGAUCGUUGGACAAUGCCCAUCACACUCCCGGGGGAGGAGACAAGAAGAUUGAGACAGAAACACUGACAUUCCGUGAAAAUGCUGAGGCUAAAACAGAUACUGGCAAAGCUGCCGAGGACUAAACAUUUAAGUGAAUGAGUGGUCAAAGAGAGUGACCUGUCCUUCAAGAGAUGGCCAGUGGUCAGUUAAGACCAGUACCCAGUGCUAUUACAUGUAUCUCCUGUUGGUUGCCCUCCUGCGUUUUAAAUUAACUAUAUAGAUGUGAUCACGUAUGCCCAGUUACCUGUCUUUGCUGUCAAGACACAGCUCUGUUUGCAUGACCACUAUGAACAAAUUAUAUCCAUGUACCUUCACAGACAUUUUGAGCAUGUGUCCAGUGGCUUAUUGUGUUGUACUGUUUGUGUACUGCUCAGAAUGAGGAGAUGAUACCAUGACAUGACUGGGUAAUGUUCAAGUGACCCUUUAGGGGUGCUGAUGUGUUGAUAUUUCAGAAUG
Liolophura sinensis is the source of this 4140-nucleotide messenger RNA. Its product is annotated as microtubule-associated protein tau-like. The transcript has 24 exons. Gene Ontology annotation, cellular component: neuron projection. Gene Ontology annotation, molecular function: microtubule binding. Bases 462 to 3767 code for a protein of 1101 amino acids. NCBI's taxonomy places the organism in Eukaryota, Metazoa, Mollusca, Polyplacophora, Chitonida, Chitonidae. The record is from RefSeq and is a predicted model, not a curated record. Gene Ontology annotation, biological process: neuron projection development; microtubule cytoskeleton organization.